Molecule: messenger RNA, 761 nt
Organism: Clarias gariepinus (North African catfish)
Lineage: Eukaryota; Metazoa; Chordata; Actinopteri; Siluriformes; Clariidae
Exons: 4
Coding region: 132-590 (152 amino acids)
Source: RefSeq, a predicted model, not a curated record
GGGAUUGUGUAACUCUGUUGUUCUUCUGCAGCUCGGGCUGAGGAUAUAAACUGGGAGUCUCUGGCGUUCGGGACGACUCACAGAACCUCCCGUCUGAUUCACAGCAGCCUCGACUCCUCAGAGAUCCGGAGAUGAUCGGCACUAACGCUCUCGGUCUGGUCGUCUUGGUGACGGCGCUGAUCGUCGCUGAGGCCUCCUGGGGCUCCGAUAAGGGGAACUCGUACAGUUACGACCUGUCGAAGAUGUCGGACCUGAGGAAGCUCUACAACUCGAAGGUGUAUCAGGCUGAUCGACUGACACGCCCGCUCGAGGGAAUGAGCAUCCAAGUGGGAGUCCUCAGUCACUCAGGAGUCAGGGUGACUCUGGCAGACGGCACUAAGUGGUUGGUGCAUAAAGGAGAUGGAUUUGGGAUUUCCUCCCAGACGGUGGUGGUGGACGCGCGACACAUGAGCAACAACUGGAAGGUCAGAGAGACUAAAAACUUCCGCGGUAGUAAGACGGUGGCCGACUUUGUGAAGGCGGGAGGAACUGAUUACCGCCUGCUGUUCGAUAACUGUCACGACGCCGCGGGGAGGAUGAUGGGAAACUAAACACACAGGGAAAUACACACACCUGACCCUGAUGCUCUGCUAAACAUGCUACACACACACACACACACACACACAUACACACACACACGUUAACAUUUUUAUUUCGGUUCUGCACUUCUAAUUGUUUCGCCUGUUAUCACAAAAAACUGAAUAAAAACAUCUGCCAUUUGA